Eruca vesicaria subsp. sativa (arugula) is the source of this 2583-nucleotide messenger RNA. Lineage: Eukaryota; Viridiplantae; Streptophyta; Magnoliopsida; Brassicales; Brassicaceae. The record is from the annotation of a GenBank genome assembly.
CGGCGACUUAGCAGAAGAGUCAAGCUCCCGCUUCAACAAUGGCGGAUCACCACAAUCAUCACCAACAACAUCGACCAAAUCGUCUAUCAGUACCACCAAGAACCGCCUCAAUCGGGAGAACAUAUCCUUCAUUCCCAUACACUCCAACACCAACCCCUUCCAAAACCCGAAUCAGAUCGACCCAUGGAACCACCACUAAAUCCUCAAUUUCAUUUCUCCUCCUCAUCCUCUUCUCUCUCCGAUCUCUCUACUCUCUCCUACCUUUCCUCCGCUCUUCCCCUUCCUUCUCCCUCUUCCCUUUCUCCUUCCUCGUCUCCCUCCUCUCCUUCCUCUUCUCCCUCGCUUUCACUCUCUUCUCCCCCUCCAAGAAAGACUCAUUCCUCCGCCACAACAACCGCACCCUCUUCUCAAUCGCAUCAUCUCUCUCCUCCUCCCAAUUCAAACUCAUACUCGCGAAAUCCCUGUUUCUAGCAGUCGUCUUCCUCCUCCGAUUCCAAGCUCUCCGUUACUGCAGCGCAGCUGCUAUGAUCUUAGCCGAGCUCUCCGGCACUGUCUCCGCCAGAGUCUUAUCACGCGAUCACGGUGGAAUUCGAUCAUCAUCAUCCAAGGCUCGUGGCUUUUGCAUACUCUUCGCGGGGCUGUUAUUGUUAUCAAUCAGCUGGGAUCGUGUGGAUUGCUUCCCUUUCUCUUCCUCAUCUCUACAUAAUUGCUUGAGAAUCUGGCCUAUGUUGCUUCCCUUUCUAUCCGGCUUCUUAGGUUGUUACGAGAAAGUCUCCGUCGAGAUCAAACAGCUUGAUCAGAAACGCGUUCGUUUGAUAACAUUGUUUCUAACCACCGUCUUGUUGUUCCCACUUGCUCUCUGGAGUUUUAUCUUCUCUGCAAAUGAUGAAGUUAGUGUCUCCAUCGGGAAUCUAGGUUGGCCGUUAGCGAACACCGUCGUAUUCGGAGUACUCUUGAGUGAGAGUUACAACGAAGAUAAGUUGAAGAAGAAAGAUUCCGAGAGAGAGUUUCUUGUUACGUUUCUUUGCACUAUCGUAUUGGAACUCUUUUACUUUCCCGAGCUUUCUCUUUGGGGACUGUUGUUAUGUGGUUUCUUGCUUUACGUUGCUGUUAGAGAGUUGGACUCUUCGGAUUAUUAUCAUCAAGAGAUUGGGAUGGAAUCUCCGGAAUCGUUUUUAACCGUUUUUAUGAGACCUAUCCGUCAUAUUUUGAGUGAGAAGAAGUCUAGGAAGAUUGCGCUUUUUCUUUUGAUCAAUACUGCGUAUAUGGUUGUUGAGUUUGUUGCGGGUUUCAUGAGCAAUAGUCUUGGACUUAUAUCUGAUGCGUGUCACAUGUUGUUUGAUUGUGCUGCUUUGGCGAUUGGGUUGUAUGCGUCUUACAUCUCUCGUCUUCCUGCUAACCAUCAGUUUAACUACGGUCGUGGGAGGUUUGAGGUGCUUUCUGGUUAUGUCAAUGCGGUGUUUCUUGUUCUUGUUGGAGCUCUGAUUGUGCUUGAGUCUAUUGAGAGGAUCUUGGAUCCUCAAGAGAUUUCUACGAAUAGUCUUUUGGUUGUUUCGGUUGGUGGGCUUCUUGUGAAUGUUGUUGGGUUGAUCUUUUUCCACGAGGAGCAUCAUCAUGCUCAUGGUGGAGGAUCUGGUUGCACACAUUCUCACUCGCACCAGUCCCAUAGCCAUGAGGAGCAUCACGAGCAUGAUCAUCAUCAGCAUCAUUCCCAUAGCCAUAAACAUGAGGAGCAUCAUGAGCAUGAUCAUCAUCAGCAUCAUUCCCAUAACCAUAAACAUGAGGAGCAUGUUGAGCAUGGUCAUCAGUAUCAUUCCCAUAACCAUGAGGAAGGUCAUGAAUGCAACCACAACCAUGACCAUCAUCAUUCUCAUAACCAUACUCAUGAGGAGCAUCAUGAAGACAAACACAGCCAGGGGAAAGAUCAGGAGCAUCAUCAUCAUUCUGAUCAUAAACCCACGAAAGGUGAAAACAAGGAGCAUCACCAUAUUGACCAUAACAUGGAAGGGAUCUUCCUUCAUGUUUUAGCAGACACAAUGGGGAGUGUUGGAGUUGUGGUUUCGACACUCUUGAUCAAAUACAAGGGCUGGUUAGUUGCAGAUCCAGCAAGCUCAAUCUUUAUCUCCAUCCUCAUCAUCGCUUCAGUCAUUCCGUUACUCAGAAACUCUGCAGGGAUUCUACUGCAGAGAGUCCCCAAGGCUCACGAGCAUGACCUUAGAGAAGCAAUGAGGAACAUCCUCAAGACGAAAGGCGUUUGCAGUAUCCAGAGACUGCAUGUAUGGAGCUUCACGAAUUCAGACGUGGUGGCUACUCUGCAUCUCCUUGUAUCUGCUGAUUCAGACAAGACGGAUACAAAGUUGCAAGUUUCACGUUUGUUAGAAGAUGCAGGAGUAAAAGAUUUGACUUUGCAGGUUGAAUUUGUUAACUCAUAGCAAUUUAUAUAGUUUUGAGAGUUGUCACUAGACAGACAAACAUCUAAAACUUGUUUCAUUGUUUCAAAAUAAAAUGUUUCAAUAACUUCUGUGAGUUUUCAUUAAAGAGCUGACCAUGGAUACAUACAUGAAUAGUGUACUAAAACCGAAC